Messenger RNA from Nyctereutes procyonoides (raccoon dog), 1503 nucleotides. It is a transcript of the gene PLEKHJ1, whose product is annotated as pleckstrin homology domain containing J1. The record is from RefSeq and is a predicted model, not a curated record. Gene Ontology annotation, cellular component: trans-Golgi network; recycling endosome; early endosome. The coding region runs from base 32 to 967 and encodes 311 amino acids. Gene Ontology annotation, biological process: receptor recycling; retrograde transport, endosome to Golgi; endosome organization. NCBI's taxonomy places the organism in Eukaryota, Metazoa, Chordata, Mammalia, Carnivora, Canidae. The transcript is spliced from 5 exons.
ACUCCGCGCCCGCCGCUGCCACGAAGUCGUUAUGCGCAGGCGCGUCGCGGGCUACAGAAGCGCUUCCGGGGGCAAACGGCGGGGUCGGAGGAGAGGGGCGAGGGCUUCCAGUGUGCGCAUGCGUGCUUCGCCAGGCGAGGCGGACCUGAAGCUCGAGAGGGCGAGGAAAGGGGGCGGGGCUGGGAAUAAGGGCCGGAACUCGGAAGUGCGCGUGCGCACCAGGCUCUCCACGCCUAGCGGGCGCGGGCCCGGUUUCCGCGGGAGGGCGGGCGUGGGCUCGUCGGUAGAGGGCGCCACGGUCGUGAGGCUGCCUUACUGGGUUCCCACCUCGGAUCCAGCUCGCUGCGUGGUUUUUUAUAACGGCCGUCCGUGUCGGCCGGUAUCGCGUGCACCCCCACGCGGGCCUGGCUUAGCGCCGCGCGCCGGCCGACAGCACAAUGCGUGUCUCGGGGCCGCGCAAGCGCAGUGGCCGCGACGGCGCUUCCGGGACGGCCCUGUAGGACUUUUUUGGCGCGAGAGGGGAAGAGGGGACGGCGGCCGGGUGGGCGCGGCCCGCGCUCCGCGUUUUGGGUCCUGGCAGCGCCAUGCGCUACAACGAGAAGGAGCUGCAGGCGCUGUCCCGGCAGCCGGCCGAACUGGCGGCCGAGCUGGGCAUGCGAGGCCCCAAGAAAGGCAGCGUGCUGAAGCGGCGGCUGGUGAAGCUGGUGGUCAACUUCCUCUUCUACUUCCGGACGGACGAGGCCGAGGCUUCAUGGAGGACCCGGAGAGGAAGUACCACUUUGAGUGCUGCAGCGAGGAGCAGUGUCAGGAGUGGAUGGGGGCUCUGCGUCGAGCCAGCUACGAGUUCAUGCGGAGAAGCCUCAUAUUCUACAGGAAUGAGAUCCAGAAGAUGACUGGCAAGGACCCCCUGGAGCAGUUCGGCAUAUCUGAGGAGGCCAGGUUCCAGCUGGGUGGCUUGAAGGCCUGAGUUGGGUGGGGCUCGCCACCUUUUCUACCGGGACUGGAACAAGCACUCACUCCCUGUUCUCUCCAGGCCCUGGGUGUCCUGGUCAGGCCUGGAUUUGCUGCAGCAGGUGCUUGGCUUCAAAAGCCCACGAUGGUGGCGGGGGGCGGGGGCAGGUUGGACAGACAACCCAGUAAGCCCCCCCUAUGCUCGUGCCUCGGGGACCCCCCUAGACUGGUCUGGUACCUGUUGGUGCCACAUGCUGCUACCGGGGGACAAGUGUCCACUCCUAGAAGCUGCGCCCAGCCCCUUGGGCAUGUCCAUCUGGGGCCUGGCGGCACCUGAGGCUGGCACAGGUCUCCUGCUCUGUGCAGGCUGAAUGUACAAGGCCAGACGAUGCUGUGAAGGGCGUGGGGGCCACGCCUCCUGGAGCCACUGUGAAUUUUCCUCCUGCUGAUGGGGCAGCCCCUGGCCAGCCGCCUCUAGGCGGACCUGGAAGCAUUUGCUCUCAGGCCAGCGAGCUUGUUCUGUUCAAAUAAAGGUACCUCUUUUUCAUGUGG